Daldinia caldariorum is the source of this 2249-nucleotide messenger RNA. RefSeq lists its product as uncharacterized. Lineage: Eukaryota; Fungi; Ascomycota; Sordariomycetes; Xylariales; Hypoxylaceae. Bases 552 to 1841 code for a protein of 429 amino acids. The transcript is spliced from 2 exons. The record is from RefSeq and is a predicted model, not a curated record.
GGCAAAUCCAUUCAGGCUCCUUCUCUCCUUAUCCGUUGACCGUUGAUCGAUAGGUGCACCGCUAUUUUCCCUUUUCAUUCCUGAAAUUCAACUACGCUCCUUGCCUGUCUGACUAGAUCCAACCACUUCUUAUUAGGUACUUUACAGCUCGCAAGCGUUCAAGAAUUCAAGCACUCAAGCACUAAAGCGAUCGAAUCAACCUGCCUAUUCACUGUUGAUUGACUUGAGCAUCGUGUGUCUAGCCUAGUAAGUUCUACCUAUUUGCAAAUCCUUGGGGGUUUUCAUAGACUUUCCUCUUCAGGAUCGUCUUAACUUUGUCUUCUUCCUCUCCUAUGUUCUCAAAUACAUCGUCUAUUAAGACCAUUUCCCUGUAUCUCUAAUAAUAUGUCACUAGCCAGUUCGUUUUCGGUAUCAUACAGUCCAUCACGAAGGUUUACUUUACACAUUUUCGUCGAUAUUCAUCCCGUUGUCUGACUUAGACGUUUACCGUCUAUUCACAAGUCCUUUCGUUGCGGUUAUAUACCAGCUAAACACAUCAGAUUCGCAUCACAAUGUCUGCCCAGGGUACCCUGUCCAACGUAGUGAGCCCUGGCACACCACCAAACCCCGGCGAUGAUGUUACCGACACUACAUCCGAGGCCUCAGGCCAGAAAUUGACAUCUUCCCCUAACAAAGUUGAUGAGAUUAUCGCCGCCUAUAUGACUACAGCCAAGACUGAGAAACCCAAUGUCCUUUCCGCCGAAAGUUCUUACGAUCAGUCUGAAGCUGCUGAGAAUACCCCUGUGUCUCCUGCAUCCGCCCAGGAACAGGAUGUCCCCGAGGAACAGUGCACUAUUCCUUCAGGAACCACUACUGAGGCGACAUCCAUAAUCUAUUUCGAUAUUGAUAGCGACCUCGAUGUACCCUUCAAAGCUGAAUCCGGUGUAAUCAUCUGUAAGGUCUCGUCAGCUCAGCUGGCCCUCGCCUCCACCGUCUGGCGAACCAUGCUUUACGGCGACAAGUCGAUGAAGAGAUCAGAGAAAGAACAUUUGGUUCUAAACAUCGACGGCGACGUAAGGGCCUUAAUUAUGCUCUUCCACAUCAUCCAUUACGAGUUCGACAGGGUACCAGUAAAACUAUCCCUAGACGAGCUCCAUUCCGUUGCAGAUGUCAUUAGUCGAUACCAGUGUGCCCAUCUAAUUUAUCCAUGGGCGAAGACUUGGAUCAAUAGCAUCCCCAUGUACGAUAACCCCGAAGAACAUUAUCGAAGCUCGCCUAAAGCUGCAUUCGUCGCUUGGGUAUUGGGUGACAUCUCCCUGUUUCUCCGAUCUGUCGAACAAGUCAUUCUCAGCUCCAAGUUGAUUGACGGCCAGCUCGUGGAUUUAGAUGGCAACUCGUUGCGCGAUCUAGGAAAUAUUAACGAAUCCCUACUUGUAUGGAUCAGUACUACGAGAUUGGAGAUACUCAGUCAGAUUCUACAUGUCCUGAACGAACCAUUCAGACAACCCUCCUCCGAUGACAAAUCUCUUAAGCCUCCCUUCUGCAAGCUAGGUUCACAACAGAAGGUGUGCGAGGCUAUGAUGUUAGGCUCUAUGAUCCCCCAGCUCAUUGCUGCUGGACUAUUCCCGGUACCCGAACCGAGCGAAUUCCAGGACAGCAUUGACACGUUGAGAUCUAAAAUCAACGACUUCAAGUACACCCCUUACGAAGGUCGCGAUUGGAUGCCUCACCUAUCACAUAUUAGUUGUAGCCUUGGGUAUGUCGAGGCAGUGCAAUUAAGCCUGGGAAAUAUGAGAGUUCCGCUCAGUCGUAACUUCAUAGAUGAAUUUGGAUCCAGAGCCCGCGUCUCCGGUAUCAUGUAGAGCUUAGGAUCUGAAUCAGGUUAUGACGGAGUGUGUUAUGGUACCGCUGCGGACCAAACCGAGAUUUUCAAAUAGAUACGACGCAGUUGGGGGGUUUUAUGACUUUAUCACCGAUUCCUAAAACCCUCGAAAAUCAUUCCAGGGAGUGAGGUGUCGAUCAUGGAUUACGCGAAGGGAUGGACACUGGAUUUGAUCAUUAUUUUCUUCUUUUCGCCGGGAAGUGUUUGUAACGUGAUCCAUCGCGUUUUCUUUCAAUAACAGUGAACUAGUCAUUGAGGUUGGUCCCACAAUAGGGGUAGUAAACAACUCAGUGUCCUGUCUCUUAGGUGUAAUAGUGAUAUUUCAUGUUCCGACUAUGAACGAACCUGUGUUGAUUACUUGUACUUACGCCUUAGUAGCACUGCUAAU